UGACCCCGCGAUGCCUGAGUGCCCCUCAGGAACUUUUUAUCGCCCAUCAUCUCAACAAUGACUUCAUCCUCAGAAUUACCUGCUUGGUACUAUCGCGUUUCUGAGGUAGUCAAAAGGAGAAAUGGCGUCACACUCUGGGACUUUGAUGAAGAUAUCUCCGACCUUGAUGAGACCAACCCAGACGAAACUAUAGCGUACCAUGGGCCUGAUGCAGCAGAAUACCAUCUUAUGAGAGGGAAGAGGGAGGAACGCAAAAGAGAGCUUUUCCAGCGCAAAGAGACUAUCAGAAAGCUCCGGGAAGAUGUAAGAGAGGAAGAGAAAAAUAAGAUCGACCAAGUGCGUGCAGCAUAUGAAGCCUUGGAGAUUUCCAUGUCCAGAAGCGAAUCUUCUCAACUAGGUCCAAUCGACAGCCAUCCGCACAGUUACCAGAGGAGAUACAUCAGGUUCGAGUACGAGGAUAGAGGCGAGGCGCACAGCGAUAAUCUCACCAGUCGGUUCUGGCUCAAUCCCAAGGUCGACUUUGAACUUGUCCCAUUCAAAGCCCCGGAAUGUCCAAGCUUCAAACAUCAUGAGAUCUACACCACCGAUGGAAGAUUCUUUAUGAGUCUGCAAUUCAUCGACAAGGAUCAUUUGAUCCUCAGAGCAAGCCGAGAUCUUAUCUUCGGGGCGACUCCGCAGGGUUCACCUGGCCUUGAAACGUUCAUAUUCAUGGGUGUCCACAAUGAUUGGGGGAAGCAACUUCAGGUGUUUGCAAGAAUGUUGCACCCUGCUCUUGCACCGCCAACGAGAUUUCUCUCGGUGCAAGAUGAAACCCUGUGUGAAUUUUGUCGCGGUGAUGAGCUCAUUCAGCGAUUCCGCACCAGAGCUCUCUCAGAUCUCACUGAAUCCUCGCAUUACUGCAAACUUUGUGCAAUGUGGCUCAGGGCCCUAGAUCAUUCUCGUCAACGCUUGAAAGUUCGUGGCCAAGUUGCCAUACUGAGACAGCAUCCAUUAGAGCAAGACAUUGGCGAUGUGGCGCUUGUAUUUCUGAGUUCUUCAACGCGGCCACUAAUUCUAUGGCCGCACAUUAAUAAUGCGUGGGCGACUCUCGAUACGAUCAAUACCGAUGGUGCGAAAGACAUUAACUUAAAGCCGUUGCCUAGAUCUGAUCAGGCCGACGCUACUUGGAAGUCGGUCAGAGAAUGGCUUGAUCGGUGCAAGAAAUAUCACAAAGAUUGCAAACUUCAGAGGACACCCACCUGGAAGCCAACUCGACUGCUCUACGUCUGUAACACACAGGCCGCGCGUCAAGUCCGCCUAAUUGAGAGUCAGGAAUUUCCCGACGGCGCUGAGUAUCUGACCCUGAGCCAUCGUCUGGGUGUAGGAAACACUCUUCAGCUUACUCGCGGCAACAUCGAAGCCUUCAAGUCCUCGAUUCCUGUUGAUGAGCUCUCUCGCGUCUUCGUCGAUGCAUGUAACACCACCAAAAGGCUGAGUCACGAAUACCUCUGGAUCGACGCGCUCUGUAUAAUCCAAGACGACCCCGCAGAUUGGCAACACGAGGUUGGCUGUAUAGCUUCCAUCUACGGGAACUCAUGGCUCAAUCUCUCGGCUGACGGAGAUGAUGCGGCUGGCCAAGGGCUCUUCUGUCCUUCCAACAAGCGAGCCGGCCAUCCAUGGUACCCAGUAUACAUAUAUCGUGAAUGGGGUCAUGGAUCGCCUCGCGAUUAUUGCGUAUCCGAGUAUCACAACUGGUGGGAACGCAUCUCAGACUCGGAGUUAAAUCGAGGAGCGUGGGCUCUUCAGGAGCGUGUUUUAUCGCCAAGAGUACUGCAUCUUGGACUUGAGCAACUUGCUCUCGAGUGUUGCUCAAACGCAGUGUGCGAAAGACUGCCAUAUGGUGAUCCGACAAUAAGAGAGGAUACCGCCGUACUGACUUCACUGAAACGGUUUAUUCUGGACGCGCGAAAUAGAAAUAUGCCUUGUUCAACUCCUGAGAAUGCUUUCCGAAACUGGAAUCAAAUAGUUCAAGCUUACUCUCAGGGACAGCUCGCGAUUGCAACUGACAGGCUUGUUGCGUUAUCAGGCCUUGUUGAUGUGCUGUACCCGGUCUUUCAGCAGAUGGUGGAGCCAGAAGACGAAGUCGAAGAUCGCCAUGGUAGAGGGAGUACACAAACUGAGGCGGAUUCUUUGUGUCACAGCUCGACAGGGCUUUUUCUCGCUGGGCUAUGGCGGCCCUAUGCCGAGAGACAACUGGUAUGGCGAGCGAUGUCUCGCGAUCAUCCAUUUACAUAUGAUGGCAACGCACUUUCAGUGCCUGGGAAGCGCUACGACGAGUACAUUGCUCCAACAUGGUCGUGGUGCUCUGUCAAGGAUGCUGCCAUCGAACCACAGGAGGUAAGGUCGGGUAACAUCUACUUCACCAAAGUCAUCGACACAAAUAUCAUCCCUGACAGGAAGCUCAAUCCAGCAACACCUUUGAGUAGCUUGAGAUACUGCUCUUCACCCGGUUCAUUUCUCCGUCUGCGGUGUUCUUACCUACCUAUCGUGGAGUUGAGGCCGGUAAGCGGCAUGAAACUUAUGAACUUCAGAGCUGCGACCCAUGAGAGUGGCCGGGGUGAGGAAGCUAUUGAUGUUCGAAGUAAAAACUACUGGGAUGUGGAGUUUAGUCAAGAGGCUAUAGACUGCAAGUCGCCCAUUGCGGUCCCCAUCUUUGCCAGGACGGACUUCGCCAACUCUGUAUACUGCCUCGCUCUAGACGAAAGGCGGGGUGAGAAAGAAAACAUAUGGUAUAUACGACUCGGAGCUUUCGUGAUCACUUAUCCUGAGGAUGUACUGAGGUUAUGGGAGGGAAUUGGGGAAUUUGAUAAGCAUAUGCCGGAGGAGUGCGCAAGGCAUGAUGGGCUGUAUAGAUUUAAGGAACUGAAGUGGGACAAGUGUACGUAUGUGAAGAUGGAUGAGGUCUUGCAACGGAUUGUUGAGAUCAGGUAGCUUGGCUUGUGUUCAUUUCACGAUACUAAAGCUACGUCAAAGGGCUCAGACAUAUCCAAUCCACCAUACGA
This is a messenger RNA of Fusarium verticillioides 7600, 3041 nucleotides long. RefSeq lists its product as hypothetical. The record is from RefSeq and is a predicted model, not a curated record. The coding region runs from base 58 to 2970 and encodes 970 amino acids. The transcript has 4 exons. NCBI's taxonomy places the organism in Eukaryota, Fungi, Ascomycota, Sordariomycetes, Hypocreales, Nectriaceae.